Messenger RNA from Lingula anatina, 947 nucleotides. RefSeq lists its product as uncharacterized. The record is from RefSeq and is a predicted model, not a curated record. NCBI's taxonomy places the organism in Eukaryota, Metazoa, Brachiopoda, Lingulata, Lingulida, Lingulidae. Gene Ontology annotation, molecular function: protein binding.
AUCAAUGAACUAGGUUAUAGAAACACAAAGGGUGGCCAGAAUCAAUGCAAAACAACUACGUCAUCAUCGACAAAAAUAGAUCGGGGAUUUUCCUUAUGUUAGCCUACUGGAAAUGAAACUAAGAGCGUAAAUGAAGCAGUUUUAAUUCUUUUAAAGGAGUGACCACCACCAAGCGUGCAAUGAUGGAAGAGAACAGCGCAGUUGGUUCAGCCACCAAGGUUGAGAAAGAUUUAUCAUCUCGGGAAGUGGAAAUGCUGUUUGACAAAAUAGCUGACCCAAAAUUCCCGAAAUAUCAGAUGGACAUAGCAGCACGCAGUGUCAGCUAUGAAAAGGUUCUGGAAUACAGAAAUCUGCAAGGCUUCAAUGUUCUUCAACAUGCAGCCUACUACAAUAACCACGUGGCCAUGUACACCCUUUGGAGGCAUUUCGACUGGGAACAACUCUCGGGGCAAAAAGUGAGCGGUCACAAUGACUUCGCCGGCUGUACAGCCCUCGAAAUCGCCGAGAAGAAAAAGUAUGAACAAUCGGUAAAAAGGAUUAAAGAUUUCAACAAGGACGAAUCCAACCUUAAAAAUAUACACAAAAUGGUGCGGGCGAGAGAAAUCCAUAAGAUAGAGGAAAUUUGCAAUCAGGACAAGACGGCCAUAGGGGUUCCUACAGAUGACGAUCUUCAACUUACACCUCUGCACAUAGCUGCAGGGAUUGGGUUUUUGGAAGGUGUUAUUCUCCUGCUAAACCUCGGUGCCGACAUAAAUGCCGUGACUGCUUUCGGUGAAACUGCUCUCAGAAGAGCUUCGCGAUUGGGCUACGAAGACGUGGUGAAGUACCUCGUGACAAGGAACAACUGUGAUCUCUCCAAAGCCGCAAAAGAUUGCUAUACAAGUCUAGAGCUGGCGUCUCUCCACAACUUUGGUGGUGUCCUUCUGAAGGCCACCUUAGCUUGCUAG